Messenger RNA from Medioppia subpectinata, 457 nucleotides. The record is from the annotation of a GenBank genome assembly. NCBI's taxonomy places the organism in Eukaryota, Metazoa, Arthropoda, Arachnida, Sarcoptiformes, Oppiidae.
ACACGCCGAAGACAUUGCCGUUAAUUAGCAGUUAAACAGACAUAACAUGUAUAUAAAACAGGUGAUCAUAAACGGGUUUCGGUCAUAUCGGGAGCAAACGGUGGUCGAGCCGUUCAGCGCGCGUCACAAUGUGAUUGUCGGCCGCAACGGUUCCGGAAAGAGUAACUUCUUUUACGCGAUUCAGUUCGUGCUGUCGGACGAGUUCUCGCACUUGAGGCCCGACCAGAGGCAGCAACUGCUCCACGAGGGUCCGGGACAGCGCACAAUGAUUGCGUACGUGGAGAUCAUUUUCGACAACUCGGACAACCGGCUGCCCAUCGAUGAGGUGGCGGUCACUUUGCGGCGACAGAUCGGCCUCAAGAAGGAUCAGUACUAUCUGAAUAAGAAGAUCGUCACGCGUUCCGAUGUGAUGAAUGUGUUGGAAAGCGCCGGCUUUUCGCGCAGUAAUCCCUACUAU